CGUGCACGGCGACGAACGCACGCGCUCCUUUAGCUCCGCAGCUACGAACAUAUCGUACUCAAAAAUGUCUAAGCGCACAGCUAAAGAAAAAUUAAUUCACUAUCGUGAAAAAAUCAAGAGACUUGAACAAAUUUAUGAUUCGUCUUCAUCGGAAGAUGAAGAUGUUGUAAUGGACCCUGACGGUCCCAUACUGGCUCAUGAUCCUAUUAUACAGGAACCACAAAGAAACAUCGAAAAUCCCGAACCGGAACAUAAUAGUAGUGUACCGAUGUCGGACCAUAAUAACGGGAUUAUUGUACCUGAAAAUCAGGCAGAUUUACCGAUGUCGUCAGCUCAACCCGAGCUCGCUCCAGACAUGCUGCUCGCACUCGGAGAGUCCACAGAGGACACCCCGGAAUACGGCGAAAACAUCCACGACAAUCUAACGAAACUUUGGUCACCGUUACUUAAAAAAGGCAUGACGACCGAAGCUAGAGAUAAAAUCUUAAAAGACUAUUUGGUUCCCGACAACUGCCGGUUGUUACAAGCACCAAAAUUAAACGUGGAGAUUUCAGCAGCCGUACCCGAUAUGGUUCGUAACCGAGACAAAAAUCUGGCCGCGACGCAGCAGCAACUCGGCAACGGAAUCGCUGCUAUUAACAGGGCCAUGGAUAUUCUAAUCAAAUGCGCCGAUCCCAACGGAAUCAGAGCUAUGAAACACCUCAGCAACGGUUGCCGUAUUCUUGUGUGA
Messenger RNA from Leguminivora glycinivorella, 730 nucleotides. RefSeq lists its product as uncharacterized. The transcript is spliced from 2 exons. NCBI's taxonomy places the organism in Eukaryota, Metazoa, Arthropoda, Insecta, Lepidoptera, Tortricidae. The record is from RefSeq and is a predicted model, not a curated record. The coding region runs from base 65 to 730 and encodes 221 amino acids.